AUGGACUCCAGGAGGAACUCAGAGAAGUCUGAGAAGACCCAAGAUGACCGUUUUGAGAACACUCUUUUCUCACACAAUGAGGCACCUUACGACACGUCAACAACACACCAUGAAGAAAGGGUUGCUAGAGAGAAAGCCUCCGGCCGCAAAGGCGGCAUCACGGGCAUGUUCCAAGGACUAGGCGACCUACCGGAGUGGGAUGUUCCUGGGCUCGGUCGACUUCGCGGCAAAGCCCUCAACAACGGCAUUGCGUGGGCGUCCUGGCUGGCCUUCCUUAUGUUCGGGUAUGACCAAGGUGUCAUGUCCGGUCUUCUGACCCUGAACGACUUCCAGCGACACUUCCCACUCAUGACGCCGCUGUCGCGCGCGAAUGACAUUUGCUGGCUCGAUUCGCCAGACAAUUCCAUCAGAGAUGAGCGUAUGUGUACUGGCGACGCGAACACCCAGGCCGCGGCUGUUGCUUUGUACCAAGUCGGAUGCUUUCUCGGUGCAGUACUCAUCCUCUUCUAUGGUGAGGUUUGGGGUCGCAAAAGUUCCACUUUCUGGGGGAGUUUCAUCAUGAUCGUUGGCACAAUCUUCCAGGUAGCUGCAGGCGGCACCAAUGGCGGAGACGUCGGCGCCUACGCAGUUUUGAUCGUGGGCAGAAUUGUCGGUGGAGUCGGCAAUGGCAUGGUGACUUCGACAAUUCCGACGUGGCAAUCCGAAUGUGCCAAACCAGAGAAACGAGGACGACUUAUCAUCACAUCAGGCGCCAUCAUUACAGCUGGUAUCAUGAUUUCGUAUUGGGUCGGCUAUGGUUUCUACUUCCUCCCUGCAGGCGCAAGCUACAGCUCCGUUCGAUGGAGAUUCCCUGUCGCCUUCCAGUCCUUCUUCACAAUCAUUGUCAUGUACAUGCUGCUGUAUCUCCCGGACAGCCCCCGUUGGCUGAUCAUGCGUGGUCGCGAACAAGAAGCAAAAGAGCUCCUCUCGCGUCUCGCCGACGAAGACAUCAACUCGGACGUCGUCGCCCUGGAACUGUCCAAUAUUAAUGAAGCCCUUGCGGCCCAGAGCUUGCUGGGCGAAUUUAAGAUGCGCGAGCUCCUGACCAACGGCCCUUCACAGAACCUGCGCCGCACGCUCCUCGGUAUCGCAUCACAAUUCUUCCAACAGAUCUGCGGCAUCAACCUCAUCACCUACUACGCCACCUUCGUAUUCGAAAACUCCCUCGGCUUCGGGCCCUCCAUGUCCCGCCUCCUCGCCGCCGCCAACGGCACUGAAUACUUCCUCGCGUCCCUCCUCGCCAUUCCGCUGAUCGAACGCGCCGGCCGGCGCCGCCUGAUGCUGUUCGGCGCCUUCGGGCAAAUGGCAUCAAUGGCGAUCCUCGCGGGCUCAUCGUCCACCGCUGUCAUCGACGAACUAGGUGCCCCGCGCCUAUCCACGCGCUACGGCGUGGUAGCCACAGUCUUCCUGUUCGGCUUCAACACCUUCUUCGCUAUCGGCUGGCUGGGCAUGUCCUGGUUGUACCCCGCCGAGAUCACCAGUCUGCGCAUCCGCAUCCAGGCCAACGCGCUGUCAACUUGUUCCAAUUGGCUUAGCAAUUUUCUCAUUGUGAUGAUAACUCCUCCAGCGUUUGCGAAUUUGCAGUACAAUACGUACACCAUGUUUGCGGUGUUCAAUGCGGCGCUGCUGCCGGCGGUGUACUUUCUCUUUCCGGAGCCCAAGGGAAGGAGCCUUGAGGAAUUAGAUGUUAUUUUCGCGAAGGCGCAUGCUAAGGGUAUCAGUCCGAGGGAUGCCAAAGCUGGAGGGGAGGGUGCUGGCGGGGGAGAUUGCGAGGUAUUGGGGUGGGGAUGUGGAAGGGGCGGGUCGGUGGAGUGUCACGGGUUUGCAGGAGGAUGGGCGUGGGAGGUCGAUUGA
Molecule: messenger RNA, 1893 nt
Organism: Boeremia exigua
Lineage: Eukaryota; Fungi; Ascomycota; Dothideomycetes; Pleosporales; Didymellaceae
Exons: 6
Coding region: 1-1893 (630 amino acids)
Biological process (GO): carbohydrate transport; transmembrane transport
Cellular component (GO): membrane
Molecular function (GO): carbohydrate:proton symporter activity
Source: RefSeq, a predicted model, not a curated record